UUACCUAUUCCACCUGUAUUUCAAUUGCUAAUAUGUUUGCGAUUUUAUGCAACUGCUAGCUUUCAGCUCAUCCUUGGUGAUACUAUGACAAUUUCCCAACCAACAAUAUCUAGAAUAGUUUUUCACGUAAGUGUUUUACUUGCAAGCUUGUUUAAUGAUUACAUAAAAAUGCCACAAACUCAAGAAGAUAUAUUAGAAAAUCAGAGGCUUUUUAAAAACCUAGGAUUUGGUAAGGGAGCUAUUGGAAUACCUGGUGUUGAUGGAGCAAUUGAUUGUACUCAUAUGCGAUUAGUUCAUACAAGAUUUCACAAUGUCGAUGAAAUAUACAGAAAUCGGAAAGGUUAUUUUUCUCUCAAUGUACAGUUGUUGGUCCAUGAAUGGAAUUUUUAGAUAUUGUGCCAGAAU
Messenger RNA from Polistes dominula (European paper wasp), 405 nucleotides. RefSeq names its product putative nuclease HARBI1. The record is from RefSeq and is a predicted model, not a curated record. Lineage: Eukaryota; Metazoa; Arthropoda; Insecta; Hymenoptera; Vespidae.